Lathyrus oleraceus (garden pea) is the source of this 816-nucleotide messenger RNA. RefSeq lists its product as uncharacterized. Lineage: Eukaryota; Viridiplantae; Streptophyta; Magnoliopsida; Fabales; Fabaceae. The transcript is spliced from 4 exons. The record is from RefSeq and is a predicted model, not a curated record. The coding region runs from base 60 to 638 and encodes 192 amino acids.
UAUAUAGUGAAAUAAACUUCUUUAUUUGCAUGAAUUGAUAUCAUACACAAGCUUCCAUAAUGGCAUUUCGAAUCAGUGUUAGACGUUGGAUCUUAGUCUUUGCUCUCCUUUAUAUUUGUUUGUUCUUGAAUAACUUUGGAGAGGCUGAUGAUGAUGAGCCUGGCACCCAGAUAGGUGGUGGUGGAGCUGGUUUUGGUGGAGGUUCAGGGGUUGGUGGUAGUGGCGGUGGCGGUGGCAGCGGCAGUAGCGGAAGCUUUGGCGAUCCUACUCCAAUCAUCUCAAAAGCCUUGCUUUGUUUCAAUGAUAAAUAUAUUUAUCAAAGCUGUGAAGAGUCAUACAGAUUGAGCGAAAAUGGAAAUUUAGACAUACCUUCGGAGAAAACUGAUGUAUUCUGUGAAGGACCAUGUAUGUCUGAGACAAACUUGGUUCUCAGCUGCAUUGACAACAUUUUCAGCAACUUCAUAUUCUACAACAGAGCAACCAUAGAAGAUGUUAAAGAAACAAUUCUAGCUGGAUGUGGUUAUGGUCCUCAAAGAGGUAACUUUAAUGUGGCUGAGCAUAUCCAAACUGAAGAAAACAAUGCUGUGAAGACUACUAGCCAUGUUCUAAUGAGUCUUGCUUUUAUCAUGAUGAUCUAAUAUUUAGGUUACAAUAAAUUAGAAAAGAAUGAUUUGUGCUUCUCUGUUUCAUGUGUGCUAAAUUACUUUUCAAUGGAUUAUACAAAUUAAAUGAAUUUAUGGUAUGUAAUGAUAGUAAUUAUGUGAUGUAUUUUCCAUAAAGAAGGGAGAAAGAAAUAAUUUGAUGUAUUGAUGUUCA